UGUUUUGCAGGCCAUCAUGAGAGGCGAACUAGAAGUUCUGAAGGAUUGGUGUUAUGAAGCAACCUACAGCCAGCUUGCACAACCCAUCCAGCAAGCCAAAGCCAUGAACCUUCAGUUCCGAUCCAAAAUACUCGACAUUGACAACAUUGAUCUGGCUAUGGGGAAAAUGAUGGAGCAGGGACCUGUUCUAAUAAUCACCUUCCAGGCUCAGCUUGUCAUGGUCAUCAAGAACCACAAUGGAGACGUGGUGGAGGGCGACCCGAGACGAGGGAUUGAGGGUUGCAGUGAGAAGCCAGGGUG
Messenger RNA from Rhincodon typus (whale shark), 300 nucleotides. RefSeq names its product mitochondrial import inner membrane translocase subunit TIM44-like. The record is from RefSeq and is a predicted model, not a curated record. The annotation marks the transcript as partial. The transcript is spliced from 4 exons. Gene Ontology annotation, molecular function: protein-folding chaperone binding. Lineage: Eukaryota; Metazoa; Chordata; Chondrichthyes; Orectolobiformes; Rhincodontidae. Gene Ontology annotation, cellular component: mitochondrial inner membrane. Gene Ontology annotation, biological process: protein import into mitochondrial matrix.